AUGGCAAAGUCUUUCAACACCAAAUUCCUCUUCAGAACGGGCCCUUAUCAAAUCAUCUCCUCCCAGUUUGCUUCCCUGGAAAACGUUGUUCCGUCAUAUGUGCGAAUCAUGGGCGAAGAUCAGUGCAAUGAUAUCACACCAGAACUUAUCCCAGCAAACCCUCAGGUUGAGCCCUCUGUACUCGUUUUUCAGAUGCAUGCUGACACACAAUGGCCAUGGCAAAUCCCUCAUUCCUUGCACACCAAGUACAUGCUGAAUCCGCGAGCGCAUCCACUUCGGCGGAUACAACGGUACGGUCAUGGAUGCGGUGCGUCGUCGUUACCCGAGCAGCGCGACAAGCGACGAAACGUACAGUCGAUUGUCGGGGAAGACAUGUCAUUCUACAAAGUCACCAGAAAGAACAAACAGUUCUGCAUACCUAAGCAGCUCGGGCGCGCCAUCCAAAUCCAGAGAUGACCGUGGUGUAAUUGCUUUUGGAUCGAGGUGCAUAUAUCGAAGCCUUUGGUGACCUUGAUAAGUGUCAUCCUUUGGUUAACUGAGAAGAUGAGAAGGGUAUGGGGGAGACACAGCUUGCUGAUUCUGUACUCUUUGCGGGUGGAUGGUCAGUUCUUGUCAAGGGUGGUGUGUGUGCUUGAGGUAGUGGGUUGAGGUUCUGGCAUUUGGAUCUUCGAUCGUAUUACUUCAUGGCACUUCUUAUUACCUAUCCUUCGGCUUCUUCCUCAUUCAGUGGCUCAAAACCAUGAGACUCUAUUAUUUUUCUCCCAUCGAAACAUCCUUCCUCU
Messenger RNA from Neurospora tetrasperma FGSC 2508, 782 nucleotides. RefSeq lists its product as uncharacterized. The transcript is spliced from 2 exons. NCBI's taxonomy places the organism in Eukaryota, Fungi, Ascomycota, Sordariomycetes, Sordariales, Sordariaceae. The record is from RefSeq and is a predicted model, not a curated record. The coding region runs from base 1 to 456 and encodes 151 amino acids.